This is a messenger RNA of Dendrobium catenatum, 1758 nucleotides long. RefSeq names its product E3 ubiquitin-protein ligase ATL31-like. The record is from RefSeq and is a predicted model, not a curated record. Lineage: Eukaryota; Viridiplantae; Streptophyta; Magnoliopsida; Asparagales; Orchidaceae. Bases 350 to 1543 code for a protein of 397 amino acids. The transcript has a single exon.
AAAUAUCAAGCUCACCUGCCGGCUGCCGAAGGCUGAGUCAGUAAAGCAGCCGCCGUCGCUCAGCCGGCUUCUCUUUCGCGUUACAGUCACCUACAGGUCAAGUCACUGCUUCUAGAACUGGUCGUGUUCAUCACUCCACAUCGCUGGCCGCAGUCAAACGGCUCGAUAUUUCCAUUAGACAAGAAAAAACAGUCCCAUCUCACCGCGACUCGCACGUGCCUAUUCCCACGGGGCGGUGAGCUGAACCAGCUUAGCCACUACGACUUAUAUCUCUCAGCUUCCCUUUGCCUUGUUUGCAUCUCUCAACUUCUCCGUUUGCUAUAUCGCAAGAGCAAUUAAGCUCUCCACCAUGGCCACGAAGCUCCAUCUCCGUCCAAUCGCCGGCCUUCAUGCCGCCUUCGGCGUUUCAGUGAUCAUGCUCUGUCUCUUCGCCGCCGCCGGCGUCCAAGCCCAAUCGCCGCCGAAUGGAGACAACAGCAUCAAUCCGAAUUACUUCACAUCCGCGAAGUUCAAUCCAUCCAUGGCCGUCAUCAUCGUCGUCCUCAUCAGCGCCUUCUUCUUCCUCGGCUUCUUCUCCAUCUACAUCCGCCAGUGCGGCGGCGACCGGAUGGAUUCCCUCGCCGCAUCCGCUGCUGCAGCCAUCGGCGCCCGUUCCAGGAGGCAGCGCGGGCUAGAUCCAGCGGUUCUCGAAACUUUCCCCACCCUCGUAUACUCCGAGGUGAAGGAGCACAAGAUCGGCAAGGGCGCGCUUGAGUGCGCCAUCUGCCUCAACGAAUUCGAGGACGAAGAUACAAUCCGUCUUCUCCCCAAAUGCGACCACGUUUUCCAUCAGGAGUGCAUCGACGCCUGGCUCGCCUCUCACGUCACCUGCCCUGUUUGCCGCACUGAUUACACCGCCGUCUCCACCGAUGAAACUUCCAUCGAAGGGGCCACCGAUGCCCCGGCUGUGCAGGCAGCGGCGGAAUCCGCCCCGGCACCGGAUCCGACGCCGGCGGAUCAGGUGGUAAUCACUGUAGAUGAAGGUGUAAGGAAACAAGAGAUAAAGGAGCUCGCGCGGAUCGCGAGCAGGGUGAGGAGGAACGGUUCGAGGAGGCAGAGGACUCUUCUGCGAUCGCACUCAACAGGGCACUCGAUAACGCAGCAGGGGGAGGGUUUGGAUCGGUACACGCUGCGGCUGCCGGAGAACGUUCGGAAGGAUAUAAUAGCAGCCGGGAUGCUGCAACGGCAGAGGAGCUUAGCGGUAACUCGAGGAGGCGAGGGUAGCUCGAGGAGACCGGGUUCGAGGGUAAUCGGGGAUGAUAGCAGCCGCCGCGGGAGGACUGCGCGCCUUGGGCGGUCGGAUCGCUGGCCUUCUUUCUUGGUGCGGUCGCUAUCGGCGAAGAUUCCGGCGUGGGGGAACUGGAAGAGAGGGGACGAAGGGUCGGUGAAGGAAGGGUCGGUGAAGGAAGGAUCGAUGAGGGGGAAGUUCGCCGCCGCCGCCGGUUUUUCCAAGAAGAAUCCUGAUGAUUCGGAGUCGUCGACCGCCGCAUUGAACCGGGUUUAAGCACGCUUGCGUUCUGUAAUUUUUCUUUAUUUCCCUCUUUUAUUUAUUUAUUUAAUGUCAAUUAUUAGAAUAGAAUAAUACAAAAUUUUAGCGGUCGUAGGCCACCCGCUUCAGCAGCCCUUGACAGAGAAGGCCAAUUUGUACAUGGAAUAUUUUUUUAAUUACGUCCACAACUUUGCGUUUAUUUAUUUUGGAGACGCUUUGUAUGACUUUAA